Molecule: messenger RNA, 2013 nt
Organism: Lachancea nothofagi CBS 11611
Lineage: Eukaryota; Fungi; Ascomycota; Saccharomycetes; Saccharomycetales; Saccharomycetaceae
Source: the annotation of a GenBank genome assembly
AUGACUGGCUCUGAAAUCAGCUUUGUGGCGCUACGAGUGCUGAAACUUGUUGUUCGAGUACUUGCGCUUCCCUUCAUUUUGUUAUCGAACCUGCUUACACUGAUAUGUGGAGGAUGGUUUGCAAAGCUAGAUGAACGACAUCGGAUUCGAGACGACUGGUACAUAGCGACUUACUUUUUGGUUGCAGUGCCACGUUACAUAUGGAGCGUCUACCGCGGGAAAUUUCAAUUCUGGUACACCUUUAAGCAACAAGUCAACCGAAAUGGUGACCUACCAUGUAUCUCGUAUCCAAGACCAUUGGAUCAGAAGGGUGAAUUUGAGAUGGAAACCUUUACUUACCGAGAGACAUAUGAUAUCGUCUUACGGCUUUCGUUCCUUUUGUACCACGAGUAUGGUGUCAGAGAGGGCCAUACGGUGGCCAUGGAUUAUGCAAAUAAACCAAUGUUCAUAUUUAUGUGGUUUGCGCUUUGGAACAUUGGCGCAGUUCCUUCGUUUCUGAACUACAACUCAAUCGGCGUUCCGUUGGUACAUUCCAUUAAAAUUGCCAACGUCCGAGCUGUUUUCGUUGAUUUGCAGGUAGCCGAAAAUAUCAAAGCGACGGAAAAGGAGAUUCGCAAAGAACUGCCUCAGGUAAAAGUCAAUUACCUGUCCGAGGAGAAAGUCUGCAAGAUCAUUGUGGAUAAGGAAUCGCCACAAUUUUUGCAAGACGCCGGAAAGCGUUCCCCACCUUUUGCAACGGAUUUCCAGCCUGCGUGUCUUAUUUAUACCUCUGGCACUACAGGUUUACCUAAAUCUGCAAUCAUGUCGUGGAGGAAAGCAGUGAUUGGCUGCUCAUUAUUUGGCUACAUCAUGAGAAUUAAGAAGGGCUCCACUGUUUUUACUGCAAUGCCUCUUUAUCAUUCAACUGCCGCAUUGUUAGGCGUGUGUGCUGUUUUCUCUCAGGGUGGAUGUGUGGCGAUCUCGAACAAAUUCUCGGCAAGCUCGUUCUGGAAGCAAGCCUACUUAACGAAAUCUACGCAUGUUCAAUACGUUGGCGAAAUUUGCCGCUAUUUGCUACACACGCGUGUCUCAGAAUAUGAAUCAAUGCAUUGCGUGAAAGUCGCCUAUGGUAAUGGGCUAAGGGCAGAUAUCUGGCAAGAGUUUAGGAAUAGGUUCGGAAUACAAGUGAUAGGUGAAUUUUAUGCCUCGACGGAGGCACCAUUCGCUACCACAACAUUUCAAAGGGGCGAUUUUGGUGUGGGUGCAUGCAGGUGUUAUGGAACGGUGAUCAAUAAAAUUCUCUCGAUCCAGCAAACGAUAGUGAGAGUAGAUCCUGAAGACGAAAGCACAGUGUUCAGAAACGAAAGAGGCUUCUGCGAAGUAACACCACCGGGUGAACCAGGUGAAAUGCUUAUGAAGAUAUUUAUGCCCAAAAAACCAGAGGCAACUUUCCAAGGAUAUCUUGGUAACAAGAAGGCCACGAAGUCCAAAGUUUUGCGCGACGUUUUCCGGAAAGGAGACGCUUGGUAUCGUUCUGGCGAUUUAGUCAAAUCUGAUGAGCUCGGGUUGUGGUAUUUUGUUGACAGAAUGGGUGACACCUUCAGAUGGAAGUCUGAAAAUGUUUCAGCUACUGAGGUGGAAGACCAAAUUAUGAGUUUUGCUAAUUACUUGAUUUCUGCGGUGGUUGUGGUCGGCAUUAAAGUGCCAGAUCAUGAGGGAAGAGCAGGGUUUGCGGUGCUUGAAUUAGCACCGACAGCUAGGGGCUUGCGUGGUGAUGUAAAAUUUCUUAACGAAAUGCUAUCAAACCUAAAGAAGAGUCUCCCCAAGUAUGCUCUGCCAACUUUCGUCAAGUUUGUCGACGAAAUUGAGCAUACCGACAACCAUAAGAUUAAGAAGAAAAGUUACAAAGAUCAGGUUUUGCCACAUGGAGCAGGUGGCGAUGAAAUUUUGUACUGGUUAAAAAAUUCGGAGGAGUACAAGCCACUUACAAACACGGAUUGGAUCGACAUUAUGUCCGGUACCACGAAGCUAUGA